AUGUCUACCACUAGCCAAAACUCUGACCCUCUUCCUAUUUUCAUGGGAGAAAACCACGACUUCUGGAGUAUUAAAAUGAAGACCUAUUUUAUGUCUCAAGAUUUAUGGGACAUAGUUGAUAGUGGCUUCAAUAAUCCAGAAAACCCAACUGUAGAACAGUUGAGGCAACUUAAGAAAGAUCAACAAAAAGAUGCAAAGGCCUUAUAUGCCCUGCAACAAGCCUUGCAUGAUACGAUUUUUCCAAGAAUCAUGGGAGCCACAACUGCAAGGGAAGCAUGGAAUACCUUAAAGGAGGAAUUUCAAGGCAAUGCCAAGAAUAUGAUGAGAGACCUUCCAAACAUAAAAGAGAUCCAUGAUGUCUGUGAAGGUUGCCAACUUGGCAAACAACAUCGACAAGCAUUUCCAUCUGGAAAGGCUUGGAGAGCUAAGGCCUUGUUGGAGCUUGUUCACACAGACGUUUGUGGACCCAUGAGGACUCCAUCUCUUGAUAAUAACAGGUAUUUUAUCCUGUUCAUAAAUGACUAUACUAGAAUGACGUGGGUUUAUUUUCUGCGAGAAAGAUCAGAAGUGUUUAAUAUCUUCAAAAAAUUCAAAACCCAUGUUGAAAAACAAAGUGGCCACUAUAUUAAAGCUCUAAGAAGUGAUAGAGGAAAAGAAUAUACCUCUAAAGAAUUCAACAAAUUUUGUGAAGAUGAAGGGGUAGAGCAUCAACUAACAGUUGGCUAUGCUCCUGAACAAAAUGGAGUCUCAGAAAGAAAAAAUAGAACUAUCAUGGAGAUGGCAAGAUCCAUGAUAUUUGAAAAAGGCUUGCCAAACACAUUUUGGGCAGAAGCUGUGUAUAUAGCAGUAUACUUGCUAAAUAGAUGCCCAACAAAAGCCUUACAAAAUAAGACUCCUAUUGAGGCUUGGAGCAAUAUAAAGCCAUCAGCAAAGCAUCUCAAAGUAUUUGGAUGCAUUUGCUAUGUGCACAUCCCUAAAGAGAAAAGACACAAGCUAGAAGAAAAAUCUGAAGUUGGUAUAUUUCUGGGAUACAGUUCUCAAUCUAAAGGCUAUCGAAUCUACAAUCCCAAAACUAAGAAGUUCAUGAUAAGCCGAGAUGUUGAGUUUGAUGAAUCGGCUUCAUGGAACUGGGACGAAGAAAAAGUUGAAAAGAAAAGUGUAACUAUAACACAACCGUGCAGAGAGGAAAAUGAAGAAACUCCAGGUACGAUUCCUCAACCUACAACUCCUCCGGCAAUACAAGAUGAAGGCUCUCCAUAA
This is a messenger RNA of Prunus armeniaca (apricot), 1260 nucleotides long. Lineage: Eukaryota; Viridiplantae; Streptophyta; Magnoliopsida; Rosales; Rosaceae. The record is from the annotation of a GenBank genome assembly.